Molecule: messenger RNA, 890 nt
Organism: Ambispora gerdemannii
Lineage: Eukaryota; Fungi; Glomeromycota; Glomeromycetes; Archaeosporales; Ambisporaceae
Source: the annotation of a GenBank genome assembly
UAGACACUAUACAAUCUUUAUUAAACAAAUGGGCCAGAGGUGAUUCUAAAUCCCUCCCCUCUUCCGCUAUCAUUCAACUUCCAAAAAACAAAGGUGGCUGGAAUCUUCCUAACGUCAAGUCUGCCGUCAAAGCUCGGUCAGCCAUGACAACCGCCAAACUUUUUCAUGUCAAAGAAAACUGGGCCAAACACCAACUUUCCAUGAUCAGCUCUUUCCAAAGCAACUUCACCAAAAUCUGUCUUCAAUACAAAAAGAAAGACUGGCCAACAGCCUACCGACCCUUUGUAAAAAAUUGGUUUCUGGCGGGUAGACCGAAUUACUUUGCUUCCUCUACCUCCCUCAUCACCACCAAGUUAAAAAAAGAAAUAUAUCUCAAGAAAGUGUGGCCGGAAGUAAAAAAUGUGCUAUGGAAAAACCUGGGCAUAAUUAACCUUCCUCCACAGACUCACGUGAACGCGUGGAGAUGGCAUCGUAGUGCACUACCCCUGAAGGAACGGGUCUCUUGGUCUUCCUCCAUCGACUCUAUCUUCUGUCGCUGGUGCCCUACGUCUCCUCAAACGCACCAACACUUUCUUCAAGAAUGCUCAUUCACCAAGAUGAUUACACAAGAAAUCGUACGUCAUCUCGACGGACGCGUCACCUUUAUCCAUAUCCUAAAUCAACAUCCUAAUGACUUCUCUCUCGCUACUCUCUGGCUCUCCUCCUGGCUUAUCGAUUAUGUUUGGCGGGCUUCUGCUAGACUCAACCUCAGUAUCGAAGAGUCCGAAACUCAAAUCAUAAAAGCAGCUCCGCACAUUCUCCUCAGAGAUGCGAAAAUUCACCUAGAUAGUUCCCAAAACAAUAAAUUUACCAAACAAAUAGACCUACUAUGUAAAUCACUUAUUCCUUAA